CUUCCUUCCUUCUUCAUAAGAAGGAACUGAUGGCUCUCCAUUGUUGUGCACUAGGUUUUCUUAAACUUGUGAUUUCUUAAAGCUAUGGUUAAGGAGACUGAGUACUAUGACAUACUGGGAGUUGGUAUAGAUGCAACUGCAUCGGAUAUUAAGAAGGCUUAUUACCUCAAGGCAAGGUCAGUUCAUCCAGAUAAGAAUCCUGGGGAUCCAAAGGCUGCUCACAAUUUCCAGGUCCUAGGGGAGGCUUACCAGGUUCUGAGUGAUCCUGAAAAGCGAGAGGCAUAUGACAAAUAUGGAAAGGCGGGAGUACCUAACGAAUCGAUGGUUGAUCCAUCAACUGUUUUUGGAAUGCUAUUUGGGAGUGAAUUUUUUGAGGACUAUGUUGGACAACUUUCUUUGGCCUCCUUAGCAGCAGUUGAGACUGAGGAAGACUCGCAGGUGCCCAUUGAGUCCAGAUGGCCAAGAAUUCAAGAGAAACUUAAGGAACUACAAAUUGAAAGAAUUGUUAAGUUGACAACAAAUUUGAAAAUCCGUCUAGAACCAUUUGUUGAAGGUCGUGUUGACGAGUUUGUGAAGUGGGCAAAAUCAGAAUCGCGUCGCCUUUCUCAAGCUGUUUUCGGGGAGGCAAUGCUGCACACAAUUGGUUAUAUCUACACAAGGAAAGCUGCAAAAGCAAUUGGAAAAGACAAAAAGUUCAUGAAGGUGCCAUUUUUAGCAGAAUGGGUACGUGAUAAAGGACACCAGAUUAAAUCGCAAGUAAUGGCUGCAUCGGGGGCUGUCUCUUUAAUCCAGAUACAAGAGGAACUAAAGAAGUUAAAUGAAGGAGAAAACAAAGAAGAGAAUUUGAUGAAAGUUGUUGAAGAAAAGAAAGAUGCCAUGCUUAAUUCUCUUUGGCAUAUUAAUGUUGCUGAUAUUGAGUCCACUCUAUCACGAGUCUGCAAUGCGGUUCUUAGAGACCCGAGCGUUUCAAAAUUUGUGCUGAAGCGACGAGCCAUAGGGAUGAAAAAGCUUGGGACGAUUUUUCAAGGAGCAAAGUCUAUUUACACUAGAGAAAACAGCUUAAGGCAUGAGGGUGCCAAUGUAGUAGAUGCUUCAUCAAAGUAACGCAAAAAAUGCUUAAUCUGUGUAUGUACUACUUACUUGGAUCUAUCUAUACAU
Messenger RNA from Impatiens glandulifera, 1158 nucleotides. RefSeq names its product chaperone protein dnaJ 10-like. The record is from RefSeq and is a predicted model, not a curated record. NCBI's taxonomy places the organism in Eukaryota, Viridiplantae, Streptophyta, Magnoliopsida, Ericales, Balsaminaceae. Bases 85 to 1104 code for a protein of 339 amino acids. The transcript has 9 exons.